This is a messenger RNA of Aspergillus saccharolyticus JOP 1030-1, 1311 nucleotides long. Its product is annotated as M13 family metallopeptidase N-terminal domain-containing protein. The record is from RefSeq and is a predicted model, not a curated record. Gene Ontology annotation, biological process: protein processing. Gene Ontology annotation, cellular component: plasma membrane. Gene Ontology annotation, molecular function: metalloendopeptidase activity. The transcript has 5 exons. Bases 1 to 1212 code for a protein of 403 amino acids. Lineage: Eukaryota; Fungi; Ascomycota; Eurotiomycetes; Eurotiales; Aspergillaceae.
AUGGUGGAAACUAGAUAUUAUCCCAUCCCUGUCAUCAUUACAGGCAGUGGCAAUGAGAUUGAGUCGGUGCCUGAAUCGUGUAUAUACGAGUCCACAGAUUUCUUGAAUAUUGGACUGACCACCCUACCUUUACCAGGUCUUGCUACUAACAACGAGGUUUGUAAGUCGGAGGCUUGCUACCAAGUCUCAGCAGAACUUCUCCAGGGUAUUACCAGUGAAAGUGCCUUGACAGAUCCCUGCACUGACCUUCACUCGUAUGUUUGCGGAGGUUGGAGCCAGCUUCACUCUAUGCGACCGGAUCAGGCGAAUAUCGGCCCGAGGACGGUGAUGCAGGACCACAGCGAGGAAUUCAUCCGAACCAUACUUGAAACAGAUGAAGCAUUGGAAGGCUCCUACGCUGCGAACAAUUACAUUGCAAAUUUGCGCAAAGCGGCGCACGGGACAAACACUUUGUCGUUUAGCAGUCCUUUGACUUCGGACUGGCCUUCCAGCGCCCACUACCUGGACCCGGGCUUUGCGAAAGGCUAUGUCGGCACCGUGGAGAGGGUCCUUAGAGUAUUGAAGAUCAAUAACGCAGAAUCUAUUUUCGAUCCUGAAAUGGCCAAAUCCUUUGUACGGUUGGAAUUUGGAAUUGCUGGAAUAGCUGCUGAUGAUGACACCGGCUCAUUUUUGUCCACAUCUGACCAGCUUGUGUCCCUUGCCCAAUUUAAAGGUCUAAUACCCAAUUUAGACAUCGACGAAGUACUUAAGGACCUCAAUGUUUCCCGCCUGAUGCCAGUUCUCGUUCCUUCGAGGGGACAAACCGAUCCAAAGAUUAUGCAGGCAUAUUUGUCCUGGAAGCUCAUUCAAAGGUACUAUAGUCAUGUUAUGACUGAUUCUCUCCGACCUCUGCAGGAUUUCCUGCGGCAACUUGCAGGGCAAACCCCAGAGUAUGAGCGCGAAAGAUGGAGAUUCUGCGUACAAAAUGUCAGGGAUAGCCUGGGCUGGAUUGUGAGCCGAGCUUAUGUGCAGGAACGUCUGAGUGAGACAGAUCAGGAUUACGCUCGGGAUGUUGUAUACAACAUCCAAAACAAACUCAAGCAGAUUAUUUCAGAGUCAUUUUGGAUGUCGGAGGAAACACGUACUCGCAGCAUCGGGAAACACCCAAUUCGAUGGGCAUCGAGAUCGCAUACCCCAGUGGCAUCGCCUGCUUAUGACCCCAGCGCAUCGUAAUGGGCGUUAUAUCCGCUCGACACAUGAUACCCCGCCGCAAAGUAUCGAGACAAUGUUCCAAGUGAAGUUGGCGGUCCGCCAGUUGGGUAUCUGUGAGCU